AUGAUAUAUGGUUUGGGCUAUAAUGGAAAGGGUGAACUUGGGGUUGACUUGUUUGAAGAGAUGGUGAAAGAAGGGGUAACCCCUUCUGAUUCUACUUUUGUUGGUGUUUUGGCGUGUUGUGCUCAUGCUGGUUUGGUCGAUAAAGGAAGAGAACUUUUUAAUUCUAUGACUGCGGAGUUUAAUCUUUCGCCAAAACUGGAGCAUUAUGGAUGUGUUGUUGAUUUACUUGGACGUUUUGGGCAUGUCAGGGAAGCUUAUGACUUGAUUAGAACUAUGCCCUUGAUGCCAAAUGCUGCCUUAUGGGGUGCUUUGCUUAGUGCUUGUCUCAGUUAUGGUGAUAGGGAAGUUGCUGAAAUUGCAGCUAAAGAGCUUGUCCAUCUUGAACCAAAGAAUUCUGGAAACUAUGUGCUGUUGUCGAAUGUUUAUGCAGAAGAGGGGAAGUGGGAUGAAGUUGAGAAAGUCAGAGUGUUGAUGCAGGGAGGUGGCAUUAAGAAAGUUCCAGGGCAAAGUGCAAUGGGAUAG
This is a messenger RNA of Vicia villosa (hairy vetch), 522 nucleotides long. RefSeq names its product pentatricopeptide repeat-containing protein At1g09190-like. NCBI's taxonomy places the organism in Eukaryota, Viridiplantae, Streptophyta, Magnoliopsida, Fabales, Fabaceae. Bases 1 to 522 code for a protein of 173 amino acids. The record is from RefSeq and is a predicted model, not a curated record. Gene Ontology annotation, molecular function: RNA binding; protein binding. Gene Ontology annotation, biological process: RNA modification. The transcript has a single exon.